Molecule: messenger RNA, 891 nt
Organism: Eutrema salsugineum
Lineage: Eukaryota; Viridiplantae; Streptophyta; Magnoliopsida; Brassicales; Brassicaceae
Product: glucuronoxylan 4-O-methyltransferase 1
Exons: 1
Coding region: 11-862 (283 amino acids)
Biological process (GO): xylan biosynthetic process
Source: RefSeq, a predicted model, not a curated record
GAAUCAGACAAUGAGGCCUAAAACAAGCCAUAGCCAAGAGUUCAAGCUUCUCCUUGUUUGUCUUCUUGCUGCUUUCAUUCUCAUCUUCAUCGUGAGCUCAACCUUGACAUCUUCACAGGAACACCAGACUCCACAUGAGACGACGAGAUCAGGGCCUUGCGCUGGUGCCUGCAAUAAGCUACCGCGUUCCCUCGCACAAGCCCUGAUCCAUUACUCGACUUCGGUUAUCACACCGCAACAAACGCUCAAGGAAAUAGUGGUCAGCAGUAGAGUACUCGACAACAAGUCACCCUGUAAUUUCUUGGUAUUUGGUCUAGGCCAUGACAGCCUCAUGUGGAGCUCUCUCAACUACGGAGGCCGAACGGUUUUUCUUGAAGAAGAUGAAGCAUGGAUAAGACAGAUCAAGAGGCGGUUCCCGAUGCUAGAAUCAUACCAUGUAACAUACGACAGUAAAGUACACCAAGCAGACAAUCUCAUACAAGUCGGGAAAGGGCCUGAAUGCACAGCCAUUGGUGAUCUAAGGUACUCAAUGUGUCAACUCGCACUCAAGGGUUUGCCUGCACAAAUCUACGAGACUAGUUGGGAUCUCAUCAUGGUCGAUGCACCCACUGGCUACUACGACGAGGCUCCUGGGAGGAUGACGGCAAUUUACACGGCGGGAAUGAUGGCGAGGAACAGGAAACAGGGAGGAGAGACCCAUGUGUUUGUGCAUGAUGUGAACAGGGAAGUAGAAGACAACUUCUCCAUGGCCUUCUUGUGUCAAGGGUACAUGAAGAAACAGGAAGGAAGACUAAGGCAUUUUGUGAUCCCUAGCUAUAGAGAUGGAUCAGAAUCAGAAUCAAAUAGACCCUUUUGCCCGUAGCCAACACAUGCUAAACUCUCCUGUCACUU